AUGCACGUCGUCCCCUGGUAUGGUGCACCCGUUCGCGGUCCCGAGACAACCAUCCAGCUGCUUGAGCUCGGUGUCUCCCUCCCAUUUGUAGGAGACUACGGCAGCUAUCAAUGGCUAGCCUUGUUCAUCGUAGAUACCGAAAACGAGUGUUAUGUAGAGGCGUCCUCAAGCCGAUUCGGUGUCACAGCUGUCAGAGGCGGCCAUGCGAGUCGAACGUGGCCAGCCACUGGGAGUCAUUGGGAACUCAGUAGUACAGAGCGCCGGAACUUUGGGUACCAUGUAGUGCUCAAGCCCGCGCCAAUUGACAGCAGGAACUAUGCGCCGAACGAGCUACACGAGGCUGACGCGCGCCAUGCUGAUGGUUCUGUGGGGCUAUGCACUAGGUAG
Molecule: messenger RNA, 387 nt
Organism: Parastagonospora nodorum SN15
Lineage: Eukaryota; Fungi; Ascomycota; Dothideomycetes; Pleosporales; Phaeosphaeriaceae
Exons: 2
Coding region: 1-387 (128 amino acids)
Source: RefSeq, a predicted model, not a curated record